UUGAGCAUCUUCCAGACUUUAUGAAGAUAUGUUUUCUAGCUCUUUAUGGAACAACAAAUGAAAUCUGCAAUGGCGUUCAGAAAGACCAGAAUAGGAACAUCAUGACUCAUCUUAAGAAAGUGUGGACAGAUUUUUGUAAGGCAUUAUUGGUGGAGGCAAAGUGGUACAAUAGCGAAUACUCACCAUCUCUACAAGAGUAUCUACACAAUGCAUGGAUCUCAUCCUCAGGGUCCAUCCUUCUAGUUAAUGCGUAUUUUGCUCUAGCCCAUGGGAUGAGUGAUGAUGAAGUAGCUUACCUGGAGACCCAUCAGGAUCUUGUGUACUAUCCAUCCAUGAUCUUUCGACUUUGCAAUGAUUUGGGACCUUCAGCGGCAGAAUUGGAGAGGGGUGAUGCUCCAUCAUCAAUCCUAUGUUACAUGAAGGAAGCAAAAGUUUCAGAGGAGAUAGCUCGAGAGCACACAAAAGGCAUGAUAUUGGACUUAUGGAAGAAAAUGAAAGAAAAAUGCAUCUCCCACUCAGCUCAUUUGCCUCGUAUGUUUCUUAAUAUUACCUACAACAUUGCACGAGUGUCUCAUUUUGUGUACCUAUAUGGAGAUGGCGUUCGGGUUCAAGAUUGUGAAACUAAAAAUGAUGUUCUGUCUUUGCUAGUUCAACCUAUUUAACUUCAUCUUGAUUAAAC
This is a messenger RNA of Telopea speciosissima, 679 nucleotides long. Its product is annotated as alpha-farnesene synthase-like. Bases 21 to 662 code for a protein of 213 amino acids. The transcript is spliced from 3 exons. The record is from RefSeq and is a predicted model, not a curated record. Gene Ontology annotation, molecular function: terpene synthase activity; magnesium ion binding. NCBI's taxonomy places the organism in Eukaryota, Viridiplantae, Streptophyta, Magnoliopsida, Proteales, Proteaceae.